Drosophila arizonae is the source of this 700-nucleotide messenger RNA. RefSeq names its product trafficking protein particle complex subunit 31 (gene Trs31). Gene Ontology annotation, biological process: endoplasmic reticulum to Golgi vesicle-mediated transport. The record is from RefSeq and is a predicted model, not a curated record. Lineage: Eukaryota; Metazoa; Arthropoda; Insecta; Diptera; Drosophilidae. Gene Ontology annotation, cellular component: TRAPPIII protein complex; TRAPPII protein complex; TRAPPI protein complex.
ACAGCUGUUUUGUUGACGAAUUUGUGUUUUUUCGAGGUGUUGUUUACGUUGCUCUAAUAAAUAAAAUGGAAAAGCUUGAAGCGCUUAAAAUUUCGACAAUGCGUCCGCGCAGCAAUAUACUGGAUCGACCACUAUCCAAGGGCAAAUCCGAGGUUUCACACAGCAUUGUGGCUUUGCUCUUCAGUGAAAUUGUUCAAUACUCCCAGAGUCGAGUUUUCACAGUUCCCGAAUUGCAGACAAGAUUACACGAUUUGGGUCAGGAUGUGGGCACACGCAUCAUUGAUUUGUACUUUGUGCGCGAACGCAGCUCCAAGCGUGAGACGAAGCUAACACAAAUGUUGCUCUUUGUGAAGACAACCGUGUGGAAGAACUUGUUCGGCAAGGAGGCCGAGAAAUUGGAGCAUGCCAACGACGAUGAGCGAACCUACUACAUCAUUGAAAAGGAACCACUGGUAAACACAUUCAUCAGUGUGCCCAAAGACAAAAGCUCACUGAAUUGCGCCAACUUUACGGCUGGCAUUGUCGAAGCGGUAUUAACACAUUGCGGAUUUCCCUGCAAAGUAACGGCACACUGGCAUAAGGGCACGACGUACAUGGUCAAGUUUGAGGACUUUGUCAUAGCGCGCGACAAGCAAAUGGAGGAAAAAUAGAAAUAUGCUUAAAUUAUUAAUAAAAAUAACUUCUAAUUACAAAUACCCAA